AUGGUGGUUGUCCGCUGGUCCUCCCGAACAUCGGUCAGCAUUCAAUUACGUGACUGUGCUACAAAAUGUCUUUAUUUGAUCCUCGCACUUCCUGUGCAUUGUAGCGUAUUUGGCGAGGAGUUAAUCAACAAAUUGAGCGUCCCUGAAUGGAAAGAACGAUUUGCCGGGAUGACUGAAUUGGUCGAAAAAACCAAGGCACUCGGAAGUAUCACUGAUUGCCCUCUUCAGGUUCUAUGUCGUAUCGUGCUGCGUAAACCCGGUCUGAAAGACACUAACUUUCAAGUGUUGCGACUCCGUGUGGAACACAUACAAUAUGCACUGGAGGCUAGUAAGUCUGCAUCAUCCACACUCGCCGAACUAUUGGUCCCGGAGUUGUUGGAGAAAAUCGGGGACGCCAAAGUGGGUGAUGUGGUUCGUAGCACCCUGACCAUACUGGCCGAACGUUCCAGUUACGAAAUGGUCGGUCCGCAAAUCUUGCAAUCGGUGUUUCAGGCAAAAAAUCCUAAAACUCAAGCCGACUCGCUACUCUGGUUAAACCAGUCUGUCCAGGAGUUCGGACUGAAACUUCGUCCACAGGAUCUCAUAACUACCAUUCGGACUGGAUUAAAUGCAACAAACCCUGCCGUGCGACAAGCCAGUCUCACAUUGGCUAGCACUGUUCACUUGUUCAUGGGUGAUGCAUUGCGCAACUUGUUCGCGGACGAAAAACCAGCCGUCGUGGCUCUACUGUCCGCAGAGUUUGACAAAAAUGCUGGCCAAAAGGCCCCGGUUCCAACUCGUGGUGUCCGAACCACUAAGCCAUCGACAGCUGCUGAAGAUGGCGAGGAAGAUGAGACAGAGGCUGCUGUCACUGAAGUUCAGGAGAUCGAUACAGAAGCUCUCCUUCCUCGGGUGGACAUUCGUGAUCAAAUUACACCAGAUAUGCUGACACUGCUCUCCAGUAAGGCAUGGAAAGAACGACAAGAAGGUCUGACCGGAAUACAAAACGUGCUUAGCGCAGCCAAGCAUAUCGAGGGUGGAAAUGGUGGACUCCAGGAACCGUUAACCGCUGUGGCCAAGGUUUGUGGAGACGUGAAUAAGAAUCUGUGCAAGAUUGCGCUUCAAUUACUUACGGAUUUUGCGAAAGCUCUACCGAAAGCGGAUGCGGCUAAAUAUGUCAGAUUUGUUGAGCCGCCUAUGCUCCUUUGCUUGGGUGAUUCGAAACCACAAAUUCGCGAGGCUGCAAAUAGUGCUCUCACAGCUUGGCAGUCACGUGUUCCUUUUGCCACUAUGAUAGAACCGGAAGUAAUCGGAGAUGCUCUUAAGGUAGAAAACGCUUUCUUACGUACUGAGUUCCUUCGUUGGCUGUCUGGUGGCUUCUCCGAACUACCAGCCAAUCAUCAACGUCGGCUUCCCUCUGACUUGACUCCGACGCUGAUGCCCUACGUGUUUGCCACAUUGGAGGACCGUAAUCCUGACGCACGUAAACAAGCUCAAGCGAUUCUACCGCAGCUGAUUCGUGUCCUCGGUUGGGAAGGCGUGGCCAAGUUGGCGAACAAACUUAAAGCGACCUCGAAGGACGCAGUGAUGCCUCACUUGGAAAAAGCCCGUGAGGCUGUCGCAGCCAUGGCACCACCACCAACAACACAGACUUCUCGAAAGGAAACGGCACCGAAAGCCAUUCGCGGCGGUGCACCGAAAGCAGCAGAAGUGGCUGAGACACCAACUCCAUCCGAGGAUACCGAAGAAACCUCAAGCAACCCGCCCAACGCGUCAACAGGUGGAACUGCGGGGGGAAAGAAGAAAGCGGAUGGUAAAAAAGGUGCCAGUACAGCAACUUCAAAGAAAAGCGUCGUUGAGGAGCCUGCCGCGGCACCGUUACUGCAGGCGAACAAGAAUGCCAAAACAACACGCUUAAACGAUGAGAAAAAGAGAAAGCUGCUGAAAUGGGAUUUCGAUGCACCAACACGCGAUCACGUUCAACAAUUGAACCAGCUGUUCCUCAACGCAGGCACAUCCCCAGAUCUGCACGCUCUGUUGUUCCACUCCGAUUUCAAACAGCAUGUGAAGGCUCUGGAUCAACUGACACGGUUCUUCGAUACACCGGAAGGCGAAGAAGCCACUCUAGUCAAUCUGGACUUGAUACUCCGGUGGAUUGUAUUACGGUUCUUCGAGACCAAUCCCGUGGUGGUCGGUCGAUUAUCCGAUGUUUACUGUUCACUGAGUCAUUCGCCUGGUAGUUCAGCGGCAGCUGACGGUGAUGUGGUCGAUUUGAUUCCGUUACUCUAG
Messenger RNA from Echinostoma caproni, 2268 nucleotides. The record is from the annotation of a GenBank genome assembly. Lineage: Eukaryota; Metazoa; Platyhelminthes; Trematoda; Plagiorchiida; Echinostomatidae.